Molecule: messenger RNA, 3645 nt
Organism: Lytechinus pictus (painted urchin)
Lineage: Eukaryota; Metazoa; Echinodermata; Echinoidea; Temnopleuroida; Toxopneustidae
Product: large ribosomal subunit protein uL22m-like
Exons: 5
Coding region: 520-1296 (258 amino acids)
Biological process (GO): translation
Cellular component (GO): ribosome; mitochondrial large ribosomal subunit
Molecular function (GO): structural constituent of ribosome
Source: RefSeq, a predicted model, not a curated record
ACAUGUACCCCGGAGAAGUUAAAAUGACAUCCGUUUUUGGUCGUCCUGCCGUGCAAAAAGAUGACCUGAAAUUGAUGACAACUAGCCCCCAUAUAAAAAAUAACUUGGCGCCAUCCCAGAUAAAAUGCAUCAGAGUGCAACCAAAAAAAUGUUUAGAGGUGAUAUGUCAGUGUGGCUUGCCGUAAAUGCAUUUUCUCUCAAUGCCGACGGUGGCGGGCGGUGUGCAAAGAAGAUCAUGCCUACGUAGGACAUGUCUGGAGGUGUCUUUCCAAGGACCAUUCUUCGUAUCGCCCAAAUCGGCUUUGUGAAACAGUUGAGCGAUAUGGUUCUACCAAAGACCCUUUCAUGCAACAGGCCCAGGGCCUCGACAUCGACAAGAGGCUAAGCGCUACCGUGGAUGGAGCGUGAAUAGCACAUUGGGUGAUUUCAAGUACGGUGUCGUGCGAAGUCUUGUGAAAAUUACAUGGAUUUUAUUUUAACGCAAUUGCUGUGGACAAUUUUAGCCAGAUCAGUCAUAUUAUGGCCGCCCAUAUUAUCAUGCCCGACAUGUUAUCUUUAGUGAGAUCCUUUAAGUUAUCUUCAGUUUGUGAACGGACAUUUUCAGCUGUAUUUUCAGUUCAGUAUUCUCGUGCAGUUGAAUCAACAGUCCCACGCGUAACCAACUGCGUCGGCAUGUGCCUGCAGCAGCAGGGCCAGCGUGAUCGUGACGAGUUAAACGCAAAUAGACUUGGACUCAAGCGUCAACUUGUACUUGCGAGAUCGCAAACGUCGUUUAUCCAUACAUCUUCAUUUAAUUUUUUUUGGGAUGCUAAAAACAAAGUAAUUUAUCCUCCUCAAAACUCUGGAGAAGGAAGACAUCAUGCUGUAACUAGUGAAUUUUACUAUGCAAAGAAAGAUAUCAAACACAGCUAUAGAAAGAUGUGGUAUAUCACAACUUUUAUAAAAGGAAUGAUGAUUGAUGAUGCCAUCGUCCAGCUUGAACAUGUGAACAAGAAGGCAGCAAAGAUAGCAAGAGAGGCCCUUCUGGAAGCCCAAGAAGAAGCAGUGAAAAAUCACAAUGUUGAAUUCAAGUCCAAUCUACACAUAGCGGAAGCUCUGGUGGGUAAGGGUAAAUACCAGCAUGCUAUCAGAUAUCAUGCAAAGGGUAGAGCCAGUAUGUUAGACCUGGUCUACUGUCAUCUCUUCAUCAAACUCAAGGAAGGAACACCACCUGACAAGCCAAAGUUGACUGGAUAUGAUCAAGCCCAGCAUUACAUUGAAUGUAAGAGGAACAGAACUAUCAUCUCAGGGCUGUGAAUUCUUAUAACCAAAAUCCAGUUACACCAAUAAAUGCUAUACACAUACUUACUGAAUCGAUGACUACACAGUCUAAAAGAGAGGGAAUCUUAAGAAUCUGAACAUUGGCAUGUUUUCCUUCAGCAAGAAAUUUACCGGUAUCCACACUUGCUGCACUCGACCCAGGUGAGGUGAAUGGGUACCCGGCAGGAGUAAUUCCUUGCAUGCACUGAGCGCCGGUGAUGGCAGCUCGAGCUAAAGCCGGGGUAAUAAUGGCAGCGCUUUGUAUCCUCAGGCAAAAAGCGCUUUAUAAAUCCAGCUAUUAUUAUUAUUAUUAUUACAUGUGCCUGUUCUUGAAACUUUAGGUAGAACUUCUGUAAGUGAAAUACAAUGUCACAUGUUACGAUUAAUCCAAGCAUUACAUGGAAAUAAAAGGUAACAAUUGUACUUUUUAAAGGGACUGUCAUUGUACGAUCAUGAAGAAUGGUUUCUAGUCUUAUUUUCUUCAGCUUCAGAUUCCCUCUGCACAGAAAUAUUUAUUACAGGAGAGCCAAUGAGUCUGAAAGGAAUUUUCUACAUACUGAGUGGUACAGUACCAAUCUUAUGUGAACCAUACAUGCUGAUACAAUCUUAAUUAAUGUAGUUUGACCAAUACUCCCCCCCUAAGAAAGUUGUAUUCAAGUUUGUCAUUUACUCCCCCAAGAAAGAUGUAUGUAAUUUGACCACUAAUUCCCCCAAGAAAGAUGUAAUUUGUAUUUGUAUUUUGUAUCUUAUUUAUUUAAUCGCGGUUAAAAAGCCUGCUUUCAGCUAGAAGCUGCUUUUCAGCAAGGCCGUGGACAUUUUCUUCAAUAUUAUUCAUUGAUUUUUGCAAUACCCAAUGAAUGGAAACAUUUUCGUCAACAUCUUGUUGAGAGUAGAACAACUCAAGAAGAUUUGUUGUAUAAUUUAAAUGUUUUUAAGGUAUGCAAGUUUAUCCAUAGAAUUUCUGUUGAUAAAAUCUUAAAGUCCCCUACUUCGCAAACAAAAUGGGCAUCCAUUUUAAAUGAACCGGUUAAUAAUUGGAAUAGAUUGUAUAUGAUUCCCUUUAAAUGCUGUCUUUCAACAAAACUCCGCUACUUUUAAUAUAAACUUUUCAAUCGGAUAAUGGGGGUGAACAAACAUCUUUACUACGAUAUUGGCUUGUCUGAAUCUAAUUUACGGUAUGUACAUUUUGUUCUUCCUCUGUUGAAAGCAUUUCACAUCCGUUUUGGGACUGCCCUGUAACUCAACAAUUUAUUCAAAACUUCCAAACCUCUUAUUUGAACAAUGACGUGUAUUUGAAAAAGAAUUUUUUUUUUUUUGGUUGCCCUGACGCUCAAUACUUUACUGUAAACCGUUAUAUUCUUUACGCUAAAUAUUUUAUUUUUUCGACACGUAAGGGAGAUCGGUUGUGUUUUAGUUCUUUUAAGAGCGUAUUGAAACGCUAUUGUGAAAUUGAAAGGGUUCUCAGUCAAAACAUCAUAAUUUUUUUAUCAAUAGAUAAUAGUACGCAUGUACAGUUGUUGUAAACUUGUUCGCUUCAUGAUUUUCCUGUAAAUUGAAUUACUUUCGUGUUUGAUUUUGAAUAAAAUCUUUCUAUGAAAAAAGUUUUAUGCAUUUUCAGAUCACGCAUUUAAUUUUCUUCACUUCCAUCACAUAGAGAUUUCUUUCCCUGCAAGCUUGAAUUGACAAAAUUUGCAGCUUUGGACUAUUUUUUUUCUUCAUAUUUUACUUCAUCCUUAUUCGGCGAAGUUUUCCAUUUCUCUCUGCAUUCAGAUUAAGUUUUCUUGACAGAGCAAUCAAGGUCCAAUAAGAGCCAAAGAAAUAAAUCAGAAAAAAAAAACAAAGUGAAGAGUUGUGUAUUUCCAUCCAUUGGAGCACUGCAUAAUCCCCAGUUACAUUUUCGUCUUCUAAUUAAAAAAAAAAAAACAAGAAUUAAAAUUAAAUUCAUAAAUCUAGAAAUGAAAAAAAAAAAAAAAACUUUUAUAAUAGAAACCUAGUAACAGAUUCAACCUUCCUGACACAGUUCUCUUGGAAUCUAUGGGGACAGAGCCCCCCCAAUACAAACCUAGUAGCAGAUUCAAAACCUUCCUGACACAGUUCUCUUGGAAUCUAUGGGGACAGCCCCCCCCCCCCCCACUCAAAAAAAGGGGGGGGGAGGGGGAAAGGAAGAGAAUGAAAAAGAAAAGGAGUAGGAAAUGGGGAGAAGAAUAAAAAAACAGAGGAAGAGAAGAAAAAAAGGGAGAGGGGAGGAAGAAAAGAGAGGAAGAGGAGUAAAAAAAGGAGAGGAAGAGGGGAAAGAAGAGAAAAAAAGAGGGGGUAAGGAGAGAAGAAAAAGAGAGGAGGGGAAGG